This is a messenger RNA of Larimichthys crocea (large yellow croaker), 1811 nucleotides long. It is a transcript of the gene rbm18, whose product is annotated as RNA binding motif protein 18. The transcript is spliced from 6 exons. Gene Ontology annotation, molecular function: RNA binding. Bases 227 to 835 code for a protein of 202 amino acids. NCBI's taxonomy places the organism in Eukaryota, Metazoa, Chordata, Actinopteri, Sciaenidae. The record is from RefSeq and is a predicted model, not a curated record.
GCGCCUUUGUUGUCAGACGGUUAGCAGGGCGACCGUUUGUCCCUCGAAGCUAAGCUAACCUGCUAACCAGUUUCACAGGAAGGAAAACAUCAAAAUAAAAGCGCUGAGAUGUUCAGUGUCACGUUUUGACGUCGCAGAGUCCGUCCCUGACGUGGGAUCCGCAGCUGAUUCAAGUCGAGGCCGCUACCAGAGAGGAAAAGUUUGACAAGACCGAGGAGUAGUACACAUGUCGUCUGCAGCAGGGACAGUCGAAAAUGCCUCCAUCAUUUCCGAGAGUGUGGCCCAUGACGGAAACCGCUUGUGGAUAGGCAACAUCGAUCCCAAAAUCACAGAGUAUCACCUGGUGAAGUUGUUGGAGAAGUUUGGCAAUGUGAAACAGUUUGACUUCCUGUUUCAUAAGUCGGGACCUUUGGAGGGACAGCCACGGGGCUACUGCUUUGUCAACUUCAACACUAGAGAGGAGGCAGAAAGGGCGAUCCAGUGUUUAAAUGGGAAGCUAGCUUUGUCCAAAAAGCUGGUUGUGCGCUGGGCGCACGCUCAGGUGAGGAGAUUUGAAGGUUUCCGUAACGACAAGACGAUGCCUCCAAGCCUUGAACCGUCAUGCAGUGGUGCAACAGAGGAAGGAACCGUAACUGCCAACCACCUCAGCACGAGUGCUAAGAUCCGCGCCAUCGAGGCCAAGCUCCAGAUGAUGGAAGAGAAUCCAGAUGAUGACUACUCGGGUCCGUCGGCCUACGUUUACAACAAACCGCCAGAGAGGAAACGCUGGGAGCCCUACUCUAAAUCACACCACAAUAAUAACCAGAGCAGGCCCUUCCGCAAGUUUAGAAGAUGACCCACUCAUUCUGGAGAAUCCCCCUCCUCCCCUUUACACACCUCAGCCCCUUCCCACACACAAACAGACUCUACACUAUAAAGACUAUACACAUCCUAUCUGGGAAUAAAAGGAUUUGAAGUUGUUCAUAAUACUUUGAGAAGCCAAACUCUUUGGGAGUAAUCACAGCAAUCACGGACACGUACUUAAAAGUGUUUUUUUCUUUGAGUUAUUUUUGGGUUGCAGUUCAUCCGUUGUUUUUCAGUCUUAAACGUAUGCCGCCAUACCUGACCGCUGUGCAGGUUGGAUCCCUUAUCAAGUCUGCUUUCUCACUUUUGCAGAGAUUUAAUGCAGGUGAAUCAUUAUAAAGCUGUGAGUCACAUGACACACAGGAAAGAAAGAGAGAGAGAGAUGUUAUUAUUAGGAGUCUACAGGAAAUGCUGAUCUUAUUGUUUGAUGUGUUUUUUACUUUCAGAUUUUAUUUAAAGGUGAAAUACAAAUGUUUGUGUCUUUAUUCAAGCCUUCGGUGAAGAGGAAAAAACACAGAUUUGUAACAGGUUUGUAUUAACAGAGUUCAAAAACGAUAAAGCCACAAGCCACUCAGCGACACGUACUGUAAGUUGCAGUAUUUCUGUGUGAUGUACUUGUACUCCUUUCCUAAUAGUUUGCCCCCCCCCCCCUUUUUUUUGCUUUUCUUUUUUCCAGUUUUUUAUACGACUGCAAUCAAACUCUUUUUUACAGACUUUUUGUGGUGUGUAGAGUUUUUGGUAUUUCCCUUUGCCACAGUCUCUCUUUAUUUUAAUUUUUUCAAUUAAAGGCAAUUCAAUAUCACAUGUGCAGUGUGGUAGAUUCUCGACGUUGCUCCUAAAGCACAGGAUUGAGACUUUAGGAUUCGCCACUAAAGUAAAUGCUCCACAUGGUUUUGCUGAUGUAAUGGGAUUGUUUUAUAAGAAGUCAAAUAAACCAUCUGCAUCUCAUUAAUGGGAGGUUUAACGGA